AUGGAGGAUUUUCAAGUAUACAUCCAAGUAGCAACCAUUGGGUUAGUUUCGUUGAUCUUGGUUCGAGCCAUUUUUAGCAGAAUACAAAAGAAGCCUAAUUGCCCACCUAGCCCACUGGCUUUGCCCAUCAUAGGACACCUCCACCUUCUUGCUCCCAUUCCUCAUCAAGCUCUUCGCAGCCUUUCCCAACGCUACGGACCCAUCAUCCAACUUUUUCUGGGCUCUGUUCCAUGUGUUGUAGCUUCCACUCCAGAAACCGCCCUUGAGUUUCUCAGAACUCAUGAAGCUUCUUUCUCCAAUCGCCCUCAAAAUACUUCCGUUGACUUCUUGACCUAUGGCUCCCAGGACUUCUCCUUCGCUCCCUACGGCCCCUACUGGAAGUUCAUGAAGAAACUGUGCAUGUCUGAGCUUCUCGGUGGCCGGACGCUCGACCAGCUCCUUCCGGUGCGGCGGCAGGAGACGCUGAGAUUUCUAGGGCUUCUGCUGAACAAGGCCGAGAGGGGUGAGGCGGUGGACGUUGGAGCAGAGCUGCUGACACUGUCCAAUAACAUCGUGUCCAGAAUGCUCAUGGGUCAAACAUGCUCUGAGGAUGACGGUGAAGCUGAAGAGAUCAGGAAGCUAGUGAGAGACACCGCCGAGCUGACGGGGAAGUUCAAUGUUUCGGAUUUUAUUUGGUUCUGCAAGAACUGGGAUUUGCAGGGAAUCAAGAAAACAAAGGAACUGAGGGACAGGUUCGACAGUCUCAUGGACAGAGUGAUAGGAGAACACCAGGAGGAGAGAAGGAAGAUGAAGGAAGUAGGACCGUUAGUGGUGAGGGAAUCGAGCGAAAGGUGCAGUGUGGGAGGGUACGAGAUUGCAGAGAAGACGCAGCUGUUUGUGAACGUGUGGGCCAUAGGAAGGGACCCAAACUACUGGGAAAACCCAGAGGAGUUCAGGCCAGAGAGGUUCAUGAUGACGACGAGUGAAGAAGGAGGAGGAAGAGGGAGAAAGAAGCAGGUAGAUGUGAGAGGGCAACACUUUGAGUUGAUACCAUUUGGGAGUGGAAGAAGAGGGUGUCCUGGAACAUCUCUGGCUUUGCAGGUAGUGCAGGCGAAUCUGGGAGGCAUGAUUCAGUGUUUUGGGUGGGAGGUAGAAGGAGGCAAGGCAAGUGUUGACAUGGAAGAGAAACCAGGCCUCACUCUUUGCAGAGCUCAUCCUUUGAUCUGUGUCCCGUGCCCUAGCCUCACUCCCUUUCCUUCUUUCUGA
This is a messenger RNA of Neltuma alba, 1245 nucleotides long. Its product is annotated as cytochrome P450 93A3-like. NCBI's taxonomy places the organism in Eukaryota, Viridiplantae, Streptophyta, Magnoliopsida, Fabales, Fabaceae. The record is from RefSeq and is a predicted model, not a curated record. Gene Ontology annotation, molecular function: monooxygenase activity; oxidoreductase activity, acting on paired donors, with incorporation or reduction of molecular oxygen; heme binding.